Salvelinus namaycush (lake trout) is the source of this 1124-nucleotide messenger RNA. RefSeq names its product pregnancy zone protein-like. The record is from RefSeq and is a predicted model, not a curated record. The transcript has 4 exons. Bases 76 to 477 code for a protein of 133 amino acids. NCBI's taxonomy places the organism in Eukaryota, Metazoa, Chordata, Actinopteri, Salmoniformes, Salmonidae.
AAAAUACUAUUUGAACUCCGGUGUCUGUCAUAAAAUGAAUUGGGUAGGUCAGAGAAGAACUUUACACUCUGUAUAAUGAUGAAUAAGAUUCUAUGGUGUGUGUGUGUCUCAGCCUCCCUGGCAGUGGAGAUCAGCUCCUAUGUUCUGCUGGCUUCCCUCAGUGCCUCCCCUCUGUCUACCACUGACCUGGGCUACGCCUCCCGCAUCGUCAGGUGGCUGGACACAGUGGUGGCCCUCCAGGCCCUGGCUCUCUACUCCACCAGGGUGUACAGUAGAGAGGGUUACAGCACAGUCACAGUACAGUCUCCCAGUGGGGCACAGCACAUCUUCGAAGUGAACCAAAACAACAAGCGUCUCUACCAGGAGAGGGCGCUGCAGGACACAGAAGGGAAGUACAUCGUGGAAGGGCAAUGCAGGUGGCGCUCCACUACAACAUCCCUACUCCUACUGACAGCACAAAGCUCAGUAUCCAGGUGAAGCCAGAGGUGGACUGCAACAGUAACUCUUUGAGACACAGAGUCGCGCUGAAAUUCCAGUCUCAGUAAGAAUUUCCCAUCACUAUUCCUAACUUUCAACCACACCCUGGACAUCAUACAGGAGCUCCCAGUACAGAAUCUAAAGCCAACGGUGGUCAAGAUCUACAACCAGCCAUGCAAGUUUAUGUCUAACCUUCCCCAAAAAGUAUUUUCCCUCUUAUUUUUAGUAACAUUUGGCUAACUUGUGUUCAUUUACUGAGACUGAUGUGUUGUAUGGCUCUAUUCAGGUGACCAGGUUGAGAAAGAACAUGUCUCCCUUGCAAGUUGGGGUUACAAACUAAUGAGCUGUUUUAAAUCUCAAAUUAUUGGUCAUUUUUUAUAACUGACCCAUAUACUAUACAUGUAUACUCUAUACAUGUAAUUUAAAUUAUUUUAUUGAACUGAGUCAAUAUUCCUUCAUUUCGUUUACCUAAAUGCUGUUCAGUUAAAAGCGCUCAUUCCUUACAUAUAUCUAUCUAUCAUUGUAUAUGCCCCUCUGCAGAUGCAAGAAGACAAUUACAUUCACAGAGGUCACACCUGCAACCGCUGAGACAUCCUUCAAGCACUAAAGUAAACUAUGUAACUGGAAUAAAAGUUUUUUUAGUAAAA